GGAACCACAUGUUGUGUCAUGUUGGUGACAUUGUGUCUGCUUUUUGGGGCCGCUGUCAGGCCCCAGCCAGUAGCAGGAUUUGAUAUAGAUAUACUAUCCGGCGUGCCACGAGACUAUAAACUGCAGUAUCUAGAUGCUGAGAUAAGAAAAUUUUCCUCCAAAUACAUAGGCAAGGACUCCAAGGUGGAGGUUGGAAAAUACAAUAGUUCAUUGGCGAUCCUCAAUGGGACACUACAUAUACUCAAAGACUUACCACCACAAACAACAGUAGAAUUUGAGGCUUUAAGGAAGGAAAACAACAAUGCUUAUACUUCAGGACCUUUCAAGACUCCAAAAAUGUCACUUUGCAAUUUCCUUGAGCAGAAACCUCAAUUUGCUGGCACAAUUACAAAGUUUGGAAAUGCUCCCAAAGCCUGCCCUAUACGUGCGGGCGUCUAUCACGUUAUUAACGGUUGGAUUGAUGAAAAUGACUUUCCGCCAAUGCCAAAAUCAAUCCCAGAGUGGCGUGCUGAUGUUACGGUUAAAAUUAACAAAACUGUCUUAUUAAAGAUGUCAAUAUACAUUAGAAUAGAGUAGUGGGUUGGUACACUGUGUUGCAGAUACUCAUUAGUGUCUUUCUUCCUUUGUGAAAUGUACUUCACAGCCUGAAUCUGUUUUGCAAUGCUGUUUGAAGGAGACAAGAAUAAAGGCAUGAGUGUCAACAGGAGCUCAAUAAACUAGGCACUUGCCUCCCUGGAUUAAUGUAAAAGCUAAAGAAAGGACAGAAACAUAUUAAAUAUUAAUAAUAAAAAUUAUGUGGUUUAAAUAUAUAUCCUUCCAUCUUCAACAAUAUAAAGUGACCAGUAAAAACAGUCUUAAAUGGCUUAAGUAAAAGUUUGUAAGCCUUUCUCUCGUUGCCCAAGAAAAAUCCUGGUGGCACCCAUGCACUUGGAGCACAAUGACUGAUCCUAUUAUAAAUGCAUUAUGCAGUGUAACUAAUGUGUAUUGUGCACAACUAUGAAUACACAUAUCACCCAGCAUUA
This is a messenger RNA of Cryptotermes secundus, 1022 nucleotides long. RefSeq lists its product as uncharacterized. The coding region runs from base 19 to 576 and encodes 185 amino acids. The record is from RefSeq and is a predicted model, not a curated record. NCBI's taxonomy places the organism in Eukaryota, Metazoa, Arthropoda, Insecta, Blattodea, Kalotermitidae. The transcript has 4 exons.